GAAGAUGAAGAACCAUUAGAACCCGAUGAGUUGCCUGAACACUUGCGCCCUCAGCCAAAAAUUGACUUAUCUAAUCUCGAUAGCAAAAAUCCAGAAGAGUUCUUAAAAGCUUCUAAAAAGGGGCGUACACUAAUGACAUUCGUUUCUGUGGAUGGAGAUCCAACACGGGAAGAAGCUGACACAAUUACAAAGUUGUGGCAGACAAGUCUAUGGAACAAUCACAUACAAGCUGAACGAUAUAUGGUGGAUGAUAAUAGAGCUAUAUUUCUUUUUAAAGACGGUUCUCAAGCUUGGGACGCAAAAGAUUUUUUAAUAAAACAAACGCGUUGCAAAGGAGUUACAAUCGAAAAUAAAGAAUAUUCCGGUGAAUGGAGCACCAGCAAUGACUCUGCAAAAGAGAAACAAGAAUUAUAAAAUUGUAUUUUCCACUUUCUUUAGAGAUUAUCUUAUUUUAAAUAAAAGCUGUUCUCAAAAUACGUUUAAGCUAAAAAUGGAAGUUCAUAUUUUUGCAAAUUAAUAAAAAUGUAUUUGAUAUCAUUAAAAUUACGGUAAUAUGUGCUAUAGAUAUAGUUCUGAGUAGAUUUUGUCUUCAAAUUGGUUUUAUGUAUUUUUUAAAUAACUUGUAGUUUCGUUUUCCAACUCUUGACUAACACUAUUGUGAAUCUGUCUUUAACUCAAUUGCACGUUUUAAUGACAGUUUCGACCCUUAAAUUUGACCGAUCCGGAUUUAUUUUCUUCCACUAAUUCAAAACCAUUCCGUUUAGAGAAUAUAUAUAAAUUAAUAGUUAUCAUAAUGCCCGUUCAAGCGAAAAUAGGUCCAUCAAUUUUGAAUGCGGAUUUGGCUGACCUGGCGAAUGAAUCGCAAAAAUUGCUAGAUAAUGGUGCAGAUUAUCUCCAUCUUGAUGUAAUGGAUGGUCACUUUGUACCAAAUCUAACUUUUGGUCACUCGCUAGUCAAGUGCUUAAGGAAUAAAAUUAAGAAAGAUUUUUUCGAAACUCAUAUGAUGGUAUCCCGCCCUCAGCAAUGGAUUGAACCUAUGGCUGAUGCCGGUGUAAAUCUUUAUACAUUCCAUAUAGAACCAGUUAUGGAAGAAGUUUCAAACGUUUGCCGAAAAGUACGUGAAUCAGGAAUGAAAGUAGGAUUAGCUUUGAAACCAGGUACUGAGGUCCAAGUUGUUGAAAGAUACGUUGACAUGGCCGAUUUAGUUCUAAUAAUGACUGUUGAACCGGGAUUUGGAGGGCAAUCAUUUAUGGCAAAUAUGAUGCCAAAAGUAGAGCGGCUACGUAAUCAUUACCCUAAUCUAGACAUAGAGGUGGAUGGUGGAGUUGGUCCAAAUACUAUAGAAACUUGUGCGAAAGCUGGCGCAAAUAUGAUUGUAUCUGGAACAGCCGUUAUACAAGCUCCUAAUCAGCGCGAUGUUAUAAACAUGCUUAGAGACACAGUUAAAAAAUACACUAACAACGCAUGCACACAUGUACAUUAAAUAUAUGACUGGUUGUUUUUUACAUAUUCGAGAAAUGAAUAGUGAUAGGUGCCUCAUAAAUGUGAGAUACGCUUGCGGAUUCAUGUACAUACAUACAUAUGUUAUUUUUACAAAUACACUAACUAUAUAUGACUUGUUGUUUUGCACAUAUUCGGGAAAUUAAUAAUAACAGGUGCCUCAUAAAUGUGAGGCACCCUUGGAGGUUAAGGUCUGUUAUUUUUACAAAAACUGCAUAUUUUAUAAGAAUUUUAUAGAAUAAUAUUAAAUAAAAAA
Bactrocera oleae (olive fruit fly) is the source of this 1756-nucleotide messenger RNA. It is a transcript of the gene Rpe, whose product is annotated as ribulose-phosphate 3-epimerase. Gene Ontology annotation, cellular component: cytosol. Gene Ontology annotation, molecular function: D-ribulose-phosphate 3-epimerase activity; metal ion binding. Gene Ontology annotation, biological process: pentose-phosphate shunt, non-oxidative branch; carbohydrate metabolic process; pentose-phosphate shunt. NCBI's taxonomy places the organism in Eukaryota, Metazoa, Arthropoda, Insecta, Diptera, Tephritidae. The record is from RefSeq and is a predicted model, not a curated record.